This is a messenger RNA of Gastrolobium bilobum, 2179 nucleotides long. RefSeq names its product putative clathrin assembly protein At5g35200. Gene Ontology annotation, molecular function: clathrin heavy chain binding; 1-phosphatidylinositol binding; SNARE binding. Gene Ontology annotation, cellular component: clathrin-coated vesicle; clathrin-coated pit. The record is from RefSeq and is a predicted model, not a curated record. Gene Ontology annotation, biological process: clathrin coat assembly; clathrin-dependent endocytosis; vesicle budding from membrane. Lineage: Eukaryota; Viridiplantae; Streptophyta; Magnoliopsida; Fabales; Fabaceae. Bases 165 to 1814 code for a protein of 549 amino acids. The transcript is spliced from 16 exons.
UCAUAUUGUCUGUCGACUUUUAUCUCUCUCUCUCUCUGGUCGCAGACACGCUACACUAGUCUCUCUCUCUCUCUCUCUCUCUCUUCUUCCAUUCUCUCCUCUUUCUGCUUUCUCUUCUCGAUUCAACUUCAGCUUCAGAAUUUUGUAAUUGAGAGAGGAAGAGAAUGUCAGGUGGCACGCAGAACAGUCUGAGAAAAGCACUUGGAGCUCUUAAGGACACCACAACAGUUUCAUUGGCUAAAGUCAACAGUGAUUAUAAGGAAUUGGACAUUGCUAUAGUUAGAGCCACGAAUCAUGUUGAAAGUCCAGCAAAGGAAAAACAUAUAAGAGCUAUAUUUUCAGCAAUCUCGGCUACAAGACCUAGGGCUGAUGUUGCCUAUUGCAUCCAUGCUCUGGCCAGGCGAUUGUCAAGGACACAUAACUGGGCGGUUGCUUUGAAAACUUUAAUUGUUAUUCACCGUGCUCUGAGGGAAGUGGAUCCCACAUUUCAUGAAGAACUCAUUAAUUAUGGGAGAAGUAGAAGUCAUAUGCUCAACAUGGCUCAUUUUAAAGAUGAUUCCAGUCCAAAUGCAUGGGAUUAUUCUGCAUGGGUCCGCACUUAUGCAUUAUUUUUGGAGGAAAGACUGGAAUGUUUUCGUGUGUUGAAGUAUGAUAUUGAGGCAGAUCGUCCGAGGACCAAAGAUUUGGAUACUGCAGAAUUGCUAGAGCAGUUGCCGGCUUUACAACAACUUCUCUUUCGAGUUAUUGGUUGCCAGCCACAAGGGGCAGCUGUUAAUAACUUUAUCAUUCAGUUAGCACUGUCAAUGGUUGCUUCGGAAAGCAUUAAAAUUUAUCAAGCUAUUAGUGAUGGCACAGUCAAUAUGGUUGAUAAGUUUUUUGAGAUGCAACGCUAUGAUGCUUUGAAAGCUCUUGAUAUAUACCGGAGGGUUGGGCAGCAGGCUGAGAGACUGUCAGACUUUUAUGAAGUAUGCCGUAAUCUUGAUAUUGGGCGUGGAGAGAAAUUUGUUAAAGUUGAGCAGCCACCUUCAUCAUUUCUGCAAGCCAUGGAAGAGUAUGUCAGAGAUGCUCCCCAGGGAUCAAUAGUUCGCAAGGAUCAGGUGUCUGACAACAAAGCGUCUCCAAAAGAAGUAUUGGCUAUUGAAUACAAAAAGACACCAGAAGUGCAGCAGGAACUUCCAGCCUCACCCCCUCCACCUCCAGUUUCUGAACCUGUGAAAGUGGAAGCACCACCAGUACAACCACCACCUGAUCUGUUGAAUAUGGAGGAUCCAGCUCCAGCUGCUUCAGAAUUGGAAGAGAAGAAUGCCUUGGCUUUAGCAAUCGUUCCCAUCGCAGAUCAACAACCUUCUGCUGUUUCAAAUCAAGCAAAUGGAACUACAGGAUGGGAAUUGGCACUUGUCACGGCUCCUAGUUCAAACGAGACUGCUGCAGCAGCUAGCAAACUGGCUGGAGGUUUAGACAAGCUUACACUAGACAGCCUAUAUGAUGAUGCACUCAGGAGAAACAACCAAAAUGUUAGCUAUAAUCCAUGGGAGCCAGCGCCAGUGGGAGCCAUGAUGCAACCAACAAUGCAUGAUCCAUUUUUUGCCUCUAAUACAGUGGCUGCACCACCUUCUGUUCAGAUGGCAUCAAUGUCCAACCAGCAGCAAGCUUUCAUGUUUCAGCAGCAUCAGCAGCAGCAGCAGCAAAUGAUGAUGAUGGCCCCUCAACAACCAUCUGUAAAUCCUUUUGGAAAUUCUUAUGGAGCCACUGUCCACCCCUAUGGCUCAGGUAUGCCUGUUCAAUCAUACAAUCCAUAUACAGGCCUCAUCUAGACAUUACUUCUGGUAAACAAAUCCUUAAUAUGCUCAAGGAAAAAGAAACACGGAUAUUCGAGAUUGGGAGACACAAAGAAUAGACAGACUUGUAUCAUAUGUUGUGAGGGUGCCAUAGAUAGCUAGAGUGAAAUUCUUUUUGAAUAAAUAGCGGAGGGAGGGUUUUGAAUAUAUGAUUUUUUAUGUACAAGGUAAUUGAUAAAUCAGACCACUUAGGAUUUCUUUUAUCCCUGAUUGAUUAAUGUUAACGCUUUAGCACGAAAUUUGUUCUUGAAUAAUAUUGUUUUUCAGUUGCCAUUACCUAUCUAUUGUGGGAAUUAUAUUCAUUAUGUGAUUGUUAUACGGCAUUCAUCCAAUGAAAAUAA